AUGUACUUCGCCACGAUCAUUAUAGCCCUUUUCGUCUUACCUUUGUUAGCCUAUUCCUCUGAUCCUACCCCUACCCAGCCUGAGGUAAGAGGAUACGAUGAAUGGCAACAUCAACAUCCCAAAUGUAAUGAUUUAAUUACUCGUGAUCACAUCACUUGUAAAUGUCUUCCACAAUAUCAAGAACCUACUUCCGCUUCUUCCCAUUAUGGUAAACGAUCUGAAGUUGAAGAGAGGAAAGGAGGUGAAGAACAAUUAGAAGAAUGUGUUUGUCCCGAUUAUCCAAACACUGAAUUGGAUGAUGGUUGGGAUUAUGGUCAUUACAAAAGAGGUGGAAAAGGCGGCAGUGGUGGUGACGAUGACCAUCCUAAAUGUAUUUGCAAAGGUGAUCAUCAAACCUAUAACCCUAAAACCAGAAAGUGUGAAUGUGACGAUGGAUAUCAACCUUCUACAUCCGGUGGUCACUACAAACGAGGUGGCAAAGGUCAUGGUCAGCAUCAUCUCGUCUGUAAACCUGGUCCCACUGGUUCUGCUAUUCCCGCUCGAAAGAGAUCACCUUCCCUCCAUCAAGCAAUCAAGAUGCGAGAACAAGACGAUCGAGCUCUUGAAAGAUUCUUAGGUUGUGAUAGUGGUGAGAAUGCUUGUGAGACUGAAGGUACUUGGUCAUGUUUCAACGUCAAGUCUCUGCUCUGGUCAUGCGGUGCCCGGCCCGGUCAAGGUAUUGAUUGCGGUGCUGCACCUGGGAUCUCCGAAGUCAAGUGCCAUCAAGGUAAAUGUUUAAUUGAGACUUGCCGAAGAGGUUUCACUCUCACCGACAUCGCCGAUUCAGAAUACGGUACCAAUACCACUUGUGUAUCUGUAAACCGCAAGUCCUCCUCGGUACCAUGGUUCGUAGCUCAAGAGGUCUGA
Kwoniella shivajii is the source of this 906-nucleotide messenger RNA. RefSeq lists its product as uncharacterized. Bases 1 to 906 code for a protein of 301 amino acids. NCBI's taxonomy places the organism in Eukaryota, Fungi, Basidiomycota, Tremellomycetes, Tremellales, Cryptococcaceae. The record is from RefSeq and is a predicted model, not a curated record. The transcript has 6 exons.